Siniperca chuatsi (mandarin fish) is the source of this 2103-nucleotide messenger RNA. It is a transcript of the gene nop56, whose product is annotated as NOP56 ribonucleoprotein homolog. Gene Ontology annotation, molecular function: snoRNA binding. The record is from RefSeq and is a predicted model, not a curated record. Gene Ontology annotation, cellular component: box C/D methylation guide snoRNP complex; small-subunit processome. The transcript has 12 exons. Lineage: Eukaryota; Metazoa; Chordata; Actinopteri; Centrarchiformes; Sinipercidae. Bases 139 to 1872 code for a protein of 577 amino acids.
GGGUCUCGCGGUGUUAUACCGGUAUCGCGGUAUUUGGGUCAUGUGGCUGUUUGCUGAAACGUGUGAACGCAGUCUUUUUCCCGAGGUGAAGGAGCCGAGCAGACACGCGUUGCGUGUUGCUCCAGAGAUUUACAAAUCAUGGUGCUGUUGCACGUGUUAUUCGAGCAUGCGGCGGGCUACGCGCUGUAUGCCAUCAAAGAGGUGGAGGAGAUCGGCAUGCUGCUGCCUCAGGUGGAGAACAGCAUACUGAGCAUUGGCAAGUUCAACAGCAUGGUGAGCCUGGCUGCCUUCUUCCCCUUCAAGUCUGCCCAGGCUGCUCUGGAGAACAUGAAUGCCAUUUCUGAAGGUGUGGUUCAUGCUGACCUGAAGUUGUUCCUAGAGACAAACCUGCCCCUUUCUGGGAAGAAGAAGGCAGUGUUGGGGGUUUCAGAUGCCAAGAUUGGAGCAGCUUUACAAGAAGAAUUUAGCCUUUCCAUCCAGACCGGAGGGGUGGUGGCUGAGAUAACCAGAGGUGUGCGUCUGCACUUUCACUCCCUGGUGAAGGGUCUGACUGCCCAGGCUGCCUCCAAGGCGCAGCUGGGUCUUGGCCACAGCUACUCGAGAGCUAAAGUCAAGUUCAAUGUCAACAGGGUUGACAACAUGAUCAUCCAGUCCAUCGCUCUGUUGGAUCAGCUGGACAAAGACAUCAACACUUUCUCCAUGCGUGUCCGUGAAUGGUAUGGCUACCACUUCCCAGAGCUGGUCAAGAUCGUGUCAGACAACUCAAUGUACUGCCGCCUGGCUCAGCUCAUCGGAAACAGGAAGGAGUUGUCGGAGGAGAGUCUGGAGAGCCUGGAGGAGGUGGUGAUGGACAGCGCCAAGGCUCAGGCUAUCCUGGACGCAUCGCGCUCAUCCAUGGGUAUGGACAUCUCUCCCAUUGACCUGAUCAACAUAGAGAGAUUCUCCGAUCGUGUAGUGUCACUGGCCGCCUAUCGGCUGGAGCUGCAGGAGUACCUGCGUUCCAAGAUGAGCCAGGUGGCUCCAAAUCUGGCAGCGUUAAUCGGAGAAGUGGUGGGAGCUCGUCUGAUCUCCCAUGCCGGCAGUCUAACCAACCUGGCCAAGUACCCGGCCUCCACCGUUCAGAUCCUGGGAGCAGAAAAGGCCCUGUUCAGAGCCCUAAAGACUCGUGGCAACACCCCCAAGUAUGGGCUGAUCUUCCACUCAACCUUCAUCGGACGUGCUGCUGCCAAGAACAAAGGCCGCAUCUCCAGAUAUCUGGCAAACAAGUGCACCAUCGCCUCACGUAUUGACUGUUUCUCUGAGGUACCCACAAGUGUGUUUGGUGACAAGCUGCGUUCGCAGGUGGAAGAGCGCUUGUCUUUCUAUGAGACGGGCGAUGUGCCACGGAAGAAUGUAGAUGUCAUGAAAGAGGCUGUAAAAGAGGCUACUGAUGUUGCAGCCGAGAUCAAGCGAAAACUGGAGAAGAAGGAAAAGAAACGCAAGAAGCGUGAAAAGAAGUUGCAAGAACUUGAAGCAAAUGGUGAAAACAACAGUGAAGCUGAGGUGGAGAAUGGAGAAGCAGAUACCACCGUAGUGAAGAAGAAAAAGAAGAAACAAGCGGCCGAGGAGAUGGCGGUCCAAGCAGAGGAGACCCCUGCUGCAGAGAACGGAGCAGACGACCCCCCAGCGAAGAAGAAAAAGAAACCGAAAGCUGGGGAGGUAGAGGUCCAGGCAGAAGAAGCGGCUGCCACAGAUAAUGGAGCAGAGGAAAUGGAUACUCCUGCCAAGAAGAAAAAGAAACGAAAGGCUGAGACCAUGGAUGAAGAGACCCCAGAAACAUGUGUGUCUGAGAAAAAAAAGAAAAAGAAGAAAAAAGAGAAUGCAGAUGAGUGAAUGUGAUCAGAGACUGAAUCUUGUGUACAGUUUAUUUUUUUAUUUUACUGUUAAGCUGAAGCAAGUUCAUGUCAGAAGCUUUACGUUGUACAGGUUUUUUUUUUGUUUUUUUUAAGGCAACCUCAAAGCAGGUUAGACUGCAAACAAAUGCUAUAACUGUGCCUUUAAGUCAAUGAAAUGUACUUGUACUUCUGUAAAUAAAUGUAUCAGUUAAACUUUUUGCCAGGUAAA